Messenger RNA from Penicillium canariense, 198 nucleotides. RefSeq lists its product as uncharacterized. Bases 1 to 198 code for a protein of 65 amino acids. The transcript has a single exon. NCBI's taxonomy places the organism in Eukaryota, Fungi, Ascomycota, Eurotiomycetes, Eurotiales, Aspergillaceae. The record is from RefSeq and is a predicted model, not a curated record.
AUGCCUCGCUCCAAGAGGAAGGAUACCGGGCGAACUAGUGGCCAUCCGCGAAAUGAGACCGAUCCGUGCGAUCGACGGCGGCAGCGCAACAGCCGAAGGAUCGGCAAUCUUCAAUCAAAUCAACCACUGCGACGAUCGACCGGACGCAAAGGCUGUGCCCUGCUGAUCCGCGGUCCCGGUGCGUCGGGUCUGCCAUGA